CUUUCUCAGUGGACACGUAAAAGGUUUCUUCAGUGGAUUGCCGCAGAGUUUUUCUUGUUGCACAAAAAUGCUUAAUUUAUUAGUUUUUUGUCCAAAUUCGUGAUUAUAUUUUGUAUUUCCUAACAGAUAAAGUUGCCACUGUUUAUCCUCCACUUCUUUUUGCCAAACAAUGUCAACAUUCAUUGAAGAUGAUGAGGCUGGUACCUCAACCAUGUCCGGAGGUGCCUCGACAAAGGCAUCAGCUGAAGGUGAGGAAGAUGGAGGCGGAGAAUUGCUCGAGUACGAGAGACAAAUGCUAAUUGAUCUGCAUCAUACUGAUGGAUUGGUAAUUUGUGCAAAGGGAAUCCACUACAAUCGCGUGCUAUUGGGGCUCUUGGGGGCACUCUGUGAUCCCGCCAAUCUUGUCAUUGUGAUGAAUUGUUCGGAGAGUGAGGAGAAGUACUAUCGCGGUAAACUCAAUUCGCGCCAUGUGCAUGAAUCAGCCACGAAUGCCAAGGAGAGGGAAAAAGUCUACCUCGAGGGGGGAAUUCAUUUUAUUACGACACGAAUUCUCGUGGUGGAUCUCCUGAAGAAUCGUAUUCCCAUUGAGAUGAUCACGGGAAUUGUGGUGUUGCGAGCUCAUAUGAUCAUUGAGUCGUGUCAGGAGGCUUUUGCCUUGAGAUUGUAUCGUCAGAGGAAUAGGGAGGGUUUUGUUAAGGGAUUUUCAAAUAGUGCUGAAUCUUUUACAUUUGGCUAUGGACAGGUCGAUAGGGUGAUUAAUAAUUUGUAUGUGGAGGAGAUGUUUGUCUGGCCGAGAUUUCAAUCGCUCAUUCAGGCAACACUGAAGAAAUAUGAGCCGGUUAUUGUGGAGUUUCAUGUGCCAAUGAGUCAGAAGAUGACGUCAAUUCAGGCGGAUAUCCUGGAUAUUAUGAAUUAUCUGGUGAAAGAGGUCAAGAGGAUCAAUCCUCAUAUUGAUAUGCAGGAGAUUACCGUUGAAAAUUGCGUUACUAAAAAAUUCCACAAGAUCCUGCAGUUGCAACUUGAUACGGUUUGGCAUCAGUUGAGCCAACAGACAAAGAUGUUGAUAUCUGAUUUGAAAGUCCUGAGAUCUCUAAUGAUCUCUACGAUCUAUCAUGAUUGCAUUUCCCUCUAUGCAACACUGAAAAAAUACAAAUCAGCCGAGUACGUGAUGAAUAGCUCAGGAUGGGGUAUCCUGGAUGCAGCUGAUCACAUGUUUGAGACAGCUAAGAAGAGAGUUUUCAAUGAUAAGGAGGAAUUUGAGCCAGAAUGGGGCGCAAAAUGGAAGAGUCUGUCGGAGAUUCUCAGAGUUGAGAUUCCCAAUGAUAUUAAAUUGAAUGUAGGGCAUAGAAAGAAUAAAUCAGCAGUAGUUUUGAUCCUCUGUCAGGACAAUAAAACCUGCUAUCAACUCAAUCAGUAUCUCUUGCUCGGAGCUGAGCGGUGUCUCUUCCACAUGGCUCUGCAGAAUGAUGUUAAAGUUGUGAAAAUGGCUAAAAACUACCAGGAAAUGAUCGAUAGUAAGAAUAUAAUCCUGGAAAAAGUUAAGCUCCAAGGAACACAGAAACCCGAAGUUGUUGGCGUGAGUGAUCCAGAAGAGUUACAAGGGGAAGUUGAGGAAGAUCCAAUGGAUACUUACCAAGCUUCAUAUACCAUGACAAUGAGCCUGGAAGAAGAUCCGACUGAAGAUCUCGAUGUAAGUACUCAGAUGGAAGUGGGGAAGUUUUCUCAGCUUCCAGCAGCGGAACGAACAACUUCAGUGGCCAAGCCAAUUGUCUGCAUUCAAACAUUCAAGUCUGACACGAAUGAUCCACUGUCGCUGGAGGCGACUCUGCGUGAGCUGGAUCCACAGUAUGUGGUAAUGUUUCACUGCAAUGUGACUGCCAUUCGACAGUUGGAAGUGCACGAGGCGAGGCUGAGGCGUGAGAUUGAGAAUCGCAUGAAGGUGUUUUUCCUGCUGCACGCUCAGACCAUUGAGGAACAGAGCUACCUCACUAAUUUACGUCGAGAAAAGCAGGCAUUUGAACAUCUCAUCGACACCAAAAAGACAAUGGUGAUCCCUAAGAGGCUCAGUGAGCAAGAAGAGCGUGAGAUGGCUCAAGAGGAAUUCAGGGAAGCGACUUCAAUGAGAAACGCUGCCCAAUCCUCUGAAAAGUCGCCACCAUUGAUGAAGAUUGUGACAGAUAUGAGGGAAUUCCGCUCGGAUCUUCCGUGUCUCAUUCACAAAUUGGGCAUUGAGGUGAUCCCAAUUACGCUAACAAUUGGUGAUUAUGUCCUCACGCCGGAAGUUUGUGUCGAGCGGAAGUCAAUCUCUGAUCUAAUUGGAUCCCUCAAUUCUGGAAGAUUGUACAAUCAGUGCACACAAAUGGUCAGGAACUACGCAGUGCCCAUUCUUCUAAUUGAAUUCGACCAGAAUCGACCCUUCUAUCUUCAGGAUCGCUACAUGAUCUCCAACGAUACAGUCUCCAAUUCUGACAUCAAGCAGAAGUUGCAAUUACUCACCCUUCACUUCCCGAAGCUGAGAAUUGUUUGGUCACCGAAUCCAUACGCCACGGCUCAGCUUUUUUAUGAGAUGAAGCAGAAUAAGCUGGAGCCAAAUGAGAAACUGUGCUCAGUGAUUGGAUCGGACAAUCACACGGCAGAAUCCGAGGCUCUGGAGAAGUUCAAUCUGGAAAUCUAUGAUUUCCUUCUCAAACUUCCCGGAGUCACUGAGAAGAAUGUCUUCAAGUUGAUGAAAUCCUUCAAGGACUUCAAGGAGCUGCUGAAGGCCGAUCAGGCUCAGCUCCAGGAAGCCUUGGGGAGUCGAGAGAGUGCUAAAUUGCUCUGGGAUAUUCUUCAUGUUCCACAGAAGCCCAAGAUUGAGACGUCAACGAGCGGGAAGUUUCCUCAUGCGAAAUUCAAAGGAAGGAAGUUUCAGAAGGCAAAACAGUAGGAUUAGGUGCUCGAUCCUUUUUGUACAGUAUUUAUAUUCAUUAAAGAUUUACUUAAAAAUA
Phlebotomus papatasi is the source of this 2987-nucleotide messenger RNA. It is a transcript of the gene mei-9, whose product is annotated as DNA repair endonuclease XPF. Gene Ontology annotation, biological process: resolution of meiotic recombination intermediates; nucleotide-excision repair involved in interstrand cross-link repair; double-strand break repair via homologous recombination. Gene Ontology annotation, molecular function: single-stranded DNA binding; single-stranded DNA endonuclease activity; damaged DNA binding. Gene Ontology annotation, cellular component: nucleotide-excision repair factor 1 complex. The coding region runs from base 170 to 2926 and encodes 918 amino acids. Lineage: Eukaryota; Metazoa; Arthropoda; Insecta; Diptera; Psychodidae. The transcript has 5 exons. The record is from RefSeq and is a predicted model, not a curated record.